Molecule: messenger RNA, 789 nt
Organism: Rotaria sp. Silwood2
Lineage: Eukaryota; Metazoa; Rotifera; Eurotatoria; Philodinida; Philodinidae
Source: the annotation of a GenBank genome assembly
AUGAUAUGUUAUAUUUGUUUACAACACAAUGAUCAUAAUGUUGUAUCAAGUUCAUUAGAGAGACUUGAAAUUAUACUUAAACUUUCAAAUUUAUUUGAUUUUGAUCAAUUAUUAAUUUCAACUCAAAUUGGAUCUGUAGAAGAAACUUGUGUUAGUCAAACAUUACAAACAGUUUAUUCAACAUAUCAACGUUCGUUUAUUGAAAUUAAUGAAGAAUAUAAUAUUUUACUAAAUAAAAUGAAUGAUGAAUUCGAUUCAACACAAAUGAUUAAUAAUGAAAAACGAACAUCAGCUGCUAAACUUGUUAAUCAAUUAUAUUUUUUUCCGAUUAGAUAUAUACUCAAAAUGAAUGGCACGAUAAAAAGUGAUGACGAAUCACGUAUUAAUGUUAAAUGUGCUAUACCAACAUGUCUCAUAUUUAUCAAGAAUUUGGUCAAUUUGAUUAUCCUACUGAAAGUAUUACAUCUUUUAUCUUUACGUGAACAUGGUGAUCUACAUUUACAUGAUGCAUGUCAUUUUCUUACUCAUAUAAUCUAUGAGCUUGAAAUAAUUGAAGAAACUAUAGCAGGUUAUGACGUGUUAUCACAUGAUAUACUUCAUUCAAAACAAGUUAUUAAAUUACAAGAUUUAUUAAAAAAUUGUGAUGAAUUAUUAGCAACUGGACAUGAGCGUGACACUUAUGGAUCAAUUGCUUUUGGAUAUUUAUUUCAUACUAUUAACACUAUUAAUGUUAUAUCAUCAGUUGAAUUACGAAAAAUUGAUCCAUUUGUUGUUGCUUUUGAAACAUAG